AGGGGACGGACAUCGCUGCACACACUGCCCGUGAACUCGUCCUCUGUGACGGAAGCUGCCGUCCAGCGGGUUGUUCUCUCUGUGACACGGUUCGAACACCGAGACGUUUAUUUAUCAGGCAGCUAAAGGUCAAAGGUUAAAGAUGUCGUCCAGGGGGACACCCAGCCGCUUCCUGGCGAGUGUUCUCCGGAACGGGGUCGGUCGCUACGUGUCGCAGCUGAAGCGGAUCUCCAUCGUCUUCUCCAGAAACGCGCAGAGCUCGUUGGGAGUCAGGGACUUCAUCGAGGAGGGGGUGGUGGAUUAUGCGAAGAGGAACCCGGGGACUGUCGUGUACGUGUCUCCUCAGUCCUGCAGGAUCCCCAAGAUAGUCGCAGAGUACCUAAAUGGCAACGUGAGGGAAGAAAUUGUCACCAGCAAAUCGUCUCCGCAGAUUUCCGAGCUCCUGACCAAACUGACGAAUCAGUCCGGCCUGGAAAUCAUACGCAUCCGCAAGCCCUUCCACACGGACAACCCCAGCAUCCAGGGCCAGUGGCACCCAUUCACCAACCGGCCCCCGUCCAUCGGCCCCAUCAGGCCACACAAGCAGGACGCUGUGUAAAGGUUUUCCAGCUGUUUCAGUUCAUCUUGAGAUGUUUUGUCCGCACGGCUCUAGUAGUUCUCGUGUUCGCAGAAGUUUCCAGUGAAGUAUUUGGAACAUUUCUCGAGAAGACCUCACUACUGACUUACCAUGUUUUAGCCGUGUCCUUCAGCUGGCGGCAGCAGAGAAGAACACGCGUGGCUCUGAAUGCCACGCUUGAAUAGACUCCACAUGAAUCCACCGGACGCUUAUUCAAAAGCAGAUAACUGGAGAGCAGAUGCAACUAUGUAUGAAAUAAAAGUAAAUUGUGGUA
Messenger RNA from Paralichthys olivaceus (Japanese flounder), 890 nucleotides. RefSeq names its product mitochondrial ribosomal protein L43 (gene mrpl43). Gene Ontology annotation, molecular function: structural constituent of ribosome. NCBI's taxonomy places the organism in Eukaryota, Metazoa, Chordata, Actinopteri, Pleuronectiformes, Paralichthyidae. Gene Ontology annotation, biological process: mitochondrial translation. The record is from RefSeq and is a predicted model, not a curated record. Gene Ontology annotation, cellular component: mitochondrial large ribosomal subunit.